AGUCAUUGGAGGAAGCUAGUAUAUGAUACUUGCUUAGUCUCUCAGCUCUCACUCACUCGCAUCUAAUCUAAGAUCUAACUAACUUCCGAUACUCCAUUUGACUUUCUCAUUUUCCACCGCCGGAAAAAUGGGUGGCGCUUCUCCGACGACGGUGGACGAGUUCCUGCAACAGUGCAAACAAUCCGGCGACGCCGCAUACGCCGCCUUACGAUCUCUCCUGGAGCGCCUCGACAAUCCGCAAACCCGUUCCCAGGCUAGGAUCUUCCUCUCCCAACUCCAGAAGCGUUUCCCGACCAAGGAGUCCUGCGAUCAAUGCUUCCAAACCUACCAUUUUCGCAUCGAAGAUGUUCAGUUGGAUCACUACGAAGGGUACCAAGGGAGGAAGAAAUUGACCAUGAUGGUGAUUCCUAGCAUUUUUCUCCCUGAGGAUUGGUCCUUUACUUUCUAUGAAGGGAUUAAUAGGAACACUGAUUCCAUUUUCAAGGAUAGGACUGUUGCUGAGUUAGGUUGUGGAAAUGGGUGGAUUUCUAUUGCCAUAGCUGAGAAGUGGUUACCAUCCAAGGUUUAUGGUCUUGAUAUCAAUCCUAGGGCAGUGAAGAUUUCUUGGAUAAACUUGUACUUGAAUGCUUUGGAUGAAAAUGGGCAGCUUGUCUAUGAUGAGGAGAAGAAAACUUUGCUGGACAGGGUAGAGUUCUAUGAAUCUGAUCUUCUAUCCUAUUGCAGAGAAAAAGACAUUCAACUUGACAGAAUUGUAGGAUGCAUACCUCAGAUUCUUAAUCCAAAUCCAGAUGCAAUGUCCAAGAUGAUAACAGAAAAUGCCAGUGAGGAAUUCCUUCAUUCUCUGAGUAAUUAUUGUGCACUUCAGGGUUUUGUGGAGGAUCAGUUUGGCUUGGGUUUAAUUGCAAGGGCAGUUGAAGAGGGGAUAACAGUAAUCAAACCAGCUGGAAUUAUGAUCUUUAAUAUGGGAGGCCGCCCAGGUCAAGGUGUUUGCAGACGAUUGUUUGAACGUCGGGGUUUUCGCAUUACAAAGCUUUGGCAAACUAAAAUCCUUCAGGCAAGUGACACAGAUAUUGCAGCCUUAGUUGAGAUUGAGAAAAACAGCCCACACCGUUUUGAGUUCUUUAUGGGACUUUCUGGAGAUCAGCCUAUUUGUGCAAGGACAGCAUGGGCUUAUGGAAAAUCUGGUGGCAGCAUUUCCCAUGCUUUAUCAGUUUACAGUUGUCAACUUCGUCAACCUAACCAGGUUAAGGUUAUAUUUGAGUUUCUAAAAAAUGGAUUUCAAGAGAUUAGCAGUUCUCUAGACUUGUCUUUUGAGGAUGAUUCUGUAGCUGAUGAGAAGAUUCCUUUCCUUGCUUAUCUUGCAAGCACUCUAAAAAACAAUUCUCAUUUCCCGUAUGAGCCACCAGCUGGAAGCAAACGUUUCCGCAAUCUCAUUGCAGGAUUUUUGAAGACUUAUCACCACAUUCCACUCACUGCCGAUAAUGUUGUUAUUUUUCCCUCAAGGACUGCAGCAAUUGAGAAUGCUCUUCGCUUGUUUACACCUCGCCUUGCAAUUGUGGAUGAACAUUUGACUCGAUACCUACCUAGGAAGUGGUUAACAUCUUUGGCACUUGAGAGCACUGGAACUGUUGACUCUUUAGAUGAUACAAUUACUGUAAUUGAAGCCCCUCGGCAAUCAGACUUGAUGAUAGAACUAAUAAAGAAAUUGAAGCCUCAAGUGGUGGUGACUGGGAUUGCUCAUUUUGAGUCUGUUACUAGUUCAGCUUUUGUGCACCUCCUAGAUACAACACGAGAGGUUGGAUCUCGUCUUUUCUUGGACAUAUCAGAUCAAUUUGAGCUAUCCAGCCUUCCAGGAUCAAAUGGGGUCCUGAAGUAUCUGUCAGGAACUCAUCUGCCCUCUCAUGCGGCAAUCAUAUGUGGACUGGUAAAGAACAAGGUUUAUCCAGAUUUAGAAGUAGCUUUUGUUAUUUCAGAAGACACAUCCCUCUUUAACGCCUUGACCAAAACUGUUGAAUUAUUAGAAGGCAAUACUGCACUAAUUAGUCAGUACUACUAUGGCUGUAUAUUUCAUGAGCUUCUUGCUUUUCAGCUUGCUGGCCGACAUACACAUGCUGAGAGGAAAUGCGAAAAUGUCCAAUCAGAUGAUAUGAUAGGUUUUUCUAAAUCAGCCUUAUCCGUCCUUAAUGAUGCAGAGCUAUCUAUUGAUGGGGUAGAGAAUGGGUCCCUCAUCCACAUGGAUGUUGAUCAGAUCUUCUUGCCAGUUCCAUCUCUUGUUAAGGCUGCUAUUUUUGAAAGUUUUGCUAGACAAAACAUGUCUGAGUCUGAAACUGAUGUCACUGCCAGCAUCAAAGAAUUUGUUAAGAGCAACUAUGCUUUUCCAACCGAUAGCAACAUGGAAUUUAUAUAUGCUGACAAUUCAAAAACUCUUUUCAAUAAGCUGGUCCUUUGCUGCAUCAAAGAAGGUGGAACCCUCUGUUUUCCAGCUGGAUCAAAUGGGAACUAUGUAUCUUCUGCCAGAUUUUUGAAAGCGGAGACAGUGAUAGUCCCUACUGAUGUCAAUGUUGGUUUUAAGUUCACAGAAAAGACACUCACUGGAGUCCUUGGGACUGUGAAAAACCCAUGGGUGUAUAUAUCUGGUCCUACAGCCAAUCCGACUGGCUCAGUUUAUAGCAACAAAGAGAUAGGAGAGAUUUUAAGCAUUUGUGCUAAAUUUGGUGCAAGAGUUAUAAUUGAUACUUCAUCCUCGGGUUUGGAAUUUGACUGUGAGGGCUGGGGUGGCUGGGAUUUAGAGGGGUGUUUGGCUAAGCUGAAUUCUCCGUUGAAGCCAUCAUUCUGUGUGUCUCUUCUUGGAGGAUUGUCUCUGAAGAUGCUCUGUGGUGUUCUCAGAUUUGGGUUUCUUAUUCUAAACCAGCCGGUAUUGGUUGAGACAUUUUAUAGUUGUCAAGGUUUAAGCAAACCUCAUAGUACUGUUAGAUAUGCUACGAGGAAGUUGCUGGAGCUCAGAGCGCAGAAACCAUCAAUCCUAUCAGAUGCUAUUGUUGAACACAUUAGGACAUUGAAAAGUAGGUCCAAGUGCUUGAAAGAGGUACUUGAGAAAAGCGGCUGGGAAGUACUUGAAUCGUGGUCUGGUGUUUCUGUUGUGGCCAAACCUUCUGCCUAUCUCAACAAGACUGUUAAGCUAAAGAUUCCACCAAAAGGUGAAGGCAGUCAAGGAAAUGCUACUAAGGAAAUAAAGCUUGACGACUCUAAUAUUAGGAAUGCCAUUCUUAACGCCACUGGUUUAUGCAUCAACAGUGGCUCCUGGACGGGAAUUCCUGGGUACUGUCGUUUCAAUAUUGCGCUUGAAGAAAAUGAUUUCAAAAAGGCAUUGGAUUGUAUACAAAAAUUCAAAGAAGUCGCACUAAAUUGAAACUUAUGUCAUGCGUUCACAGAUUUUGUUCUUUAAUAACACGCCUGGGGGAGCAGCAAUGCUUUGCAAUGUGAACUUUCUCAGUUCAAGUCAAAUUGAACUUGUUUCCUCUACCUGUAUUUUACAUUUCUGAAAGUAACUUGUUUUUCCCCUGUAUUUUUACCCAAUAUAUAAAAAGGUUGUGUGGAA
Lotus japonicus is the source of this 3598-nucleotide messenger RNA. Its product is annotated as methionine S-methyltransferase. The transcript has 12 exons. Gene Ontology annotation, biological process: biosynthetic process. Gene Ontology annotation, molecular function: methyltransferase activity; pyridoxal phosphate binding. The record is from RefSeq and is a predicted model, not a curated record. NCBI's taxonomy places the organism in Eukaryota, Viridiplantae, Streptophyta, Magnoliopsida, Fabales, Fabaceae. The coding region runs from base 128 to 3409 and encodes 1093 amino acids.